Messenger RNA from Pseudoliparis swirei, 3066 nucleotides. RefSeq names its product serine/threonine kinase 11 (gene stk11). Gene Ontology annotation, molecular function: ATP binding; protein serine/threonine kinase activity; protein kinase activator activity. The record is from RefSeq and is a predicted model, not a curated record. NCBI's taxonomy places the organism in Eukaryota, Metazoa, Chordata, Actinopteri, Perciformes, Liparidae. The coding region runs from base 1002 to 2306 and encodes 434 amino acids. Gene Ontology annotation, cellular component: nucleus; cytoplasm. The transcript has 11 exons. Gene Ontology annotation, biological process: protein phosphorylation; glucose homeostasis; positive regulation of vesicle transport along microtubule.
CAGCUCCGGUUAGCUCGCGGUAGCUGCACGUAUCGGGUCGUUUCUCCGGUGAAGGGUUCGGCUGUUAAAGCUCAUUUCGAUAUUUAAAUCGGGUGAGCAUAACGUCGUUGCAGCACACCCGCAGAACAAAUCCCGUCUCCGACAUUGCUGCCGCUCCACCCGGCGGGCGGGGGGAGUUGGCUAAUGCUAGCUGGAGCUGCACAGCAACCGACCGUUAGCUACAGUUGUGUGACGACGUUUCGGUUUUCGUCGGUGGUCCUCGUCCACGUUACAGCAGUGGCCUCAGUCGCGGAGCAGGCUUUAGAGUUCACGCCUGCGAUGGGCGCCUUGAGGUGUGUCGUUCGACGAGCAACAUUGCACCGGGCAGUAGAGGCAUGGAGGACACCUGAGGGCGGUCGGACACGUCGGAUGGCUCAGUCGACCUCCAGGAGCCAGGCUGAUACCGCUGCAUGCAUUUGGCCGUAGACCAGUGCUUGGAGUCAGUCCAGCCGUACACACUUAUGUCUCCUGUGGAAACCUGCGCUCUGAAGCGUGGCCCUUUGGCAGGAAUGCUGUGCUGCACGGCCUUGAAGCAGGACUGGCUGCCUCUGCCAUAGGCUCUAUGGUGUUAUAUUCAUAGCGAAGCAGAGAAUAGUAACAUUUUAGAAUCACCAUUUUCCAAAUUUACGUUCAACUGCACUUUUCACAAAAUGCACAGCGUAGAGCACUAACUUGGCACUGGACCCAACACUUUUUUUGCACCUGUUUGCGAGAGAGACCCUUUUCAGAGAGCCCUAAUGUUUACAAUUUGGGAUUGAUACCCCACCCCCAACUCUCAGGCCUGAUUAUUCUUUCGCCCAUGUUCAGUAUUUUGUACGUCAUCUGUAUUGCGUCUUGUGGAAUUAAAUCACUCUGCUCAGUGAUUUAAUGGUCACCAGUGGAUUACUCCCCUGCAGCAUUCAUAGCUGUUGGUGAACAAUUUGCACAAGAGGCUUCAGUUUUUUGCUGGCGAACUAUCAGUCAUGAGUACCGGCGAGCUGCAACAUCUUGACUAUCUAAAUGAAAAUGAACUGAUGGAGAUGGAUACUUUCAUUCAUCGCAUUGACUCUACAGAGGUGAUCUACCAGCCAAGGAGGAAGAGGGCAAAGCUGAUAGGAAAGUACUUGAUGGGAGAUCUGCUAGGUGAGGGAUCUUAUGGCAAAGUGAAAGAGAUGCUGGACUCGGAUACCCUUUGUCGCAGGGCUGUCAAAAUACUGAAGAAGAAGAAGCUGAGGCGGAUUCCCAAUGGAGAAGCCAAUGUGAAAAAGGAGAUUCAACUACUAAGAAGACUCCAACACAAGAAUGUGAUUCAGCUGGUGGAUGUGCUCUACAAUGAAGAGAAGCAGAAAAUGUAUAUGGUGAUGGAGUAUUGCAUUUGUGGUAUGCAAGAAAUGCUGGACAGCGUCCCAGAAAAAAGGUUUCCAGUAUUUCAAUCUCACGGGUACUUUUGCCAACUCUUAGAUGGCCUUGAAUAUUUGCACAGCCAGGGAAUAGUUCACAAAGACAUUAAACCAGGAAAUCUGCUGCUGACCACUGACGGAGCACUUAAAAUCUCCGACCUGGGAGUAGCAGAGGCCCUCCACCCAUUUGCAGACGAUGACACGUGUCGCACCAGUCAGGGCUCACCGGCCUUCCAGCCUCCAGAGAUUGCAAAUGGACUGGACACCUUUUCAGGGUUUAAAGUGGACAUUUGGUCUGCGGGAGUAACACUAUACAACAUCACAACCAGUCUGUACCCGUUUGAGGGAGACAACAUCUAUAAGCUAUUUGAGAACAUUGGAAAAGGAGACUUCACUAUUCCUGAGGAGUGUGGACCCCUCCUGUCGGACCUGCUGCAAGGAAUGCUCGAGUACGACCCUGCGAAGAGGUUUUCCAUACAGAACAUAAGGCAACACAACUGGGUGCGUAAGAAACACCCUCCGUCUGAGCCCCCUGUGCCCAUCCCUGCCAGCGCAGAGGGCAGGGACCCUUGGCGGAGCAUGACGGUGGUGCCCUACCUGGAGGAUCUCCACGGCUACACGGAGGAGGACGAUGACGAGCUCUACGAUGGAGAGGACGAGAUCAUCUACACUCAGGACUUCACAGUGCCAGGACAAGUCGUCGAAGAAGAUCUGGAUCAGGGGCACGAAGACCAGUGUCCAGCUCUAGCCAAGACAGUUUGUGUGAACGGGACGGAGGGCAGCAAGGCCAAAACCGAACGCCGCUCCUCCUCUUCGUCCAACCCCUCGCGUAAAGGAGUCUCCACAGCCAGCAAGAUCCGCAAGCUCUCCACCUGCAAACAGCAAUGACCCCCCCUCCUCCCCCAGCAACAACCCGCCUGGUUGGUCCCCGUCCUUCUGUGUCCGGAGUCCUCACAGUGGUGAGAGAAACCUGCUGACGUUAAAGCCCCCAUGCCUCCUUGGACCACUGGCCUGCAGAGUCUUUAGAAGAUGCGGUAUGAGUGACGGGGAGGAGGAGGACAGCAUGAAAUGUUCUUUUCGCUCUGAGACUGAGGCGCUGGCUGUGAAGAGGUUUUUGUUGUUUUUAUUUCUCUCAUAUUUUGGCUCCUUUCAACUCUUGUCAUCCACCCCUGUCAUCUCGUCAUUCCUCCAUCCUGUCUUACUCUUAGGAAGGUCAAGUGUUGCACCAGACGUUACAAACACCAUCACCCCUGUACCCCACCCAUCCAAACCCUCUACCCCACCUUCUGUUUCUAUUACUACAUUUGUUUUGACAGAACCCUAAUGGCAGUUUUUAAGACGCAUUGUGAAGUGUAAAAAAAUUAAAGAAAAAAAAAGAUAACAAAAGUUAUGAAUAAUUCUAUAUUUAAAUCUAUAAUGAGAAUAAUUAUAAUAGUACUCUACUACCACGAACAUUAAGAAAACUGCAUGCUGUACAGAGCUGUGAGAAAGGGAAAGAGCUUCUUUUGUGGACUGACCACCUGAAGCUUUGAGAUCCACCUGCUGACCUGUUGGGGAUUUUUUGUUUUACCUUUUAGGUUCUGUUUUUUUCUCUUUUCCAAUGAAUAUUUUUUAAUUAUUAUUUAUAUAAAAUAUGUCCCAAACAGGC